This is a messenger RNA of Solea solea (common sole), 1934 nucleotides long. It is a transcript of the gene grp, whose product is annotated as gastrin-releasing peptide. NCBI's taxonomy places the organism in Eukaryota, Metazoa, Chordata, Actinopteri, Pleuronectiformes, Soleidae. The transcript has 3 exons. Gene Ontology annotation, biological process: neuropeptide signaling pathway. The record is from RefSeq and is a predicted model, not a curated record. The coding region runs from base 590 to 1012 and encodes 140 amino acids. Gene Ontology annotation, molecular function: neuropeptide hormone activity.
GGCAAAAAUUCAUUUUUUUAUUCUUAUUCUUCUUAUUAUUCUUAGUAUUAUUGUUAUUAUUAUUAUCAUUAUUGUUGUUGUUAUUGUUAUCAUUAUGUGGGGAUGCCUGUUUUGCACUGUGCAUGCCACUGCUGUGGACAUCUUCAAACUUUUCCCCCCCACACUGGCUGCAGUUUCCCCCUCUGCGCACACGCGCGUUGUGACGGAAGCCAUUACUCAUAAGUCCCCGUCCAUCAUCGUGAAAUGACGGUGACAAUCCUUGGGCAAACAUUAAGCAAUGGCCUAAUAAUUACAGGCUUUAUAGAUGAUCAUUUGUCACCGUCUUUUUUCCUCAUGGUACUUAAAAGCGCCGCUGACGCACAGCUGUGUCAGGGACGAGGGGCCACUUUAACUUUCAGCAUUUUGUCGUUGGCAUCAAACGCUCCGGGGAUUGGUUCUUAUUUUCUCCGUCUCUGCAGCAUCGACUCACACUCGCUCACUAUGUUGGAGAUUUAAAGUUAGAUCGAGCUUUUUACAACUGGAGCAACUUUUAGGACUUGACUAUUUCAUAAACCUGCUGUUUUAGAUCCGACAUUCGUCUCCUGAUAACAUGGGCGAAGGGUCCUUCCGCCUUCCAUUAACUUCCAGACCAGUGUUGCCACUUUUUAUUCUGCUGGCUUCAUGUAUCUGCGUGUUGAACUGUUCACAAAGUCCAGCUGCAGCUAUCGUUGGAAAAAUCUACCCACGAGGCAAUCACUGGGCAGUAGGUCAUUUAAUGGGAAAGAAGAGCCUGUCUGAGCUGCAGGAAAUGAACCGUGACAGUGACUACCUCACACCCUCCGACACAGAGCUGGGUCAAUAUGAGCCACUGAUGAAGGCUCUGAUGCAACAAAGGAACCAAAAGCAGAAGCCACAACCUGCAGACAGGCUGAUGCACCUGGACAGCAGCUGGAGAAAAGAGAACAAAUAUCUCAAAGAGGUGUCAGACCUCCUCCUUCUGGCUCUGAGACUGCGAGGCAAUGACUCCACUUGAAGGCAAGAUGGAUCAUGUUUGAAGAAACAUCUAAUCCACUAAACCCUUGCCCUGUAAUCCAUACUGAAACGUGUUUUUUUCUGUUGUAAGAAAAUGAAGUUUAUUUAAUCAUUCAUUUCAACUUUCUGAUUAUGACAAUCAUGUUGGAUUGCUGACUGGCCUGUAUAAAUGUAAUGUGUGUGAUAUCUGCACUGGCAUUGCUUCAUGAUAAUUUUACACUCACUCUACCAGUGCAGUAACUGGCUUGUACCACCAGAUGGCACAAAAUAUACAUUUUUGGAAGAAGUAGGGGUUUACUUGAUCACCGAUUCAAGGGAAUACAAAUCACUAGAACAUUUGAAUAGAUUUUUCUGUCCAGAAUAAAGAAACACACUUUAAAGACAGUAGGAUAGAUGACGAGAAGGACUUCUGUCAGACCCUCACAGGUUACACACAAUAUCAAAUAUAAUAAUUGGAAUGAUUUGGCUCCACACAUCUUUCUUUUAGGCCGAAUGACAGUCUUCUGUCAUAUUCGGUGAUACACUUUCACCCCCCAUAAUUAUCUGCCUAAUACCAAGAGUGAAUGAAUAUGAAAUUAGUGGCCUGAUAGUUGAUGCCAUUUCUUUAUAACACACCCUUUGUGUUCAGUAAUGCUGCCUUAAUUCAAAUAUAUGUACAACUGCAGAAAAGCCUUUGAAAGCCUGCAGCCAAACCCCCCCCCCCCAGACAAACUUCUCCACAUAUUCACUCUUGUCAAAAGGCUUUUUUCCCUACAAUUUUUUUUUAAUGUUAUUUACCUUAUUCUCAUCUGUUGAGUUUGUACAUAUUCCGUCUUAUACAUAUAGUGCAAUUAAUGAUGUCCACAAAUCACUCCAGGUCAUAAGUGCCACUCUUUUAUAUACUUACUAGUGAGUCAUAAUCAUUAAAAGACUUUACUGACAAA